UUUCAGAAGUCAAUGAGCAGCUCGGAGGAAAAUCAGUUUAUUGGAAAUGUCGGCACACUGAAGCACAAUAAAGAAGAACUACGUCUAAAUUUGUCAAAUGACAGUGACGAAGACUCAUUCAACAAUCGAAACACGAUUCGCCGUGCAAAGUUGAUGAACAGUUCACAUUUUGUUUGCAUCGUAAUGACUGCAACUCUUCUCGUCACUGUUUGUGGAAUUGUACUUCUUGUACAAAUUAUUGAACGUUCUCGCCAAUAAAAAUUUUACUUUGUUAUG
Molecule: messenger RNA, 276 nt
Organism: Caenorhabditis elegans
Lineage: Eukaryota; Metazoa; Nematoda; Chromadorea; Rhabditida; Rhabditidae
Exons: 2
Coding region: 13-258 (81 amino acids)
Source: RefSeq, marked reviewed